AUACAACUUGAAUUAGUAAUUACGUUUGUCGGCUUUUUUCCAAAUUGUAUUAAACAUUGAAUGCGUUUUUGUAUUUCAUAUUCAAUAUUUAUCAUAAUAUAGCAAAGUACUAAUUUAAAUUUAUUUUUACCCAAAAUGAGUCGCAAAGAAGCAUUAACACAGUUUAUACAACAAAUUCAUGGUCGCCCGGUUGUAGUGAAAUUGAAUAGUGGAGUCGAUUACAGAGGUGUAAUGGCUUGCAUAGAUGGUUACAUGAAUAUUGCUCUUGAACAAACAGAAGAGUACAUAAAUGGAGAACUUAAAAACAAAUUUGGAGACUCUUUUAUUCGUGGCAACAAUGUAUUGUAUAUUAGUACACAAAAAAGGAAAGGGGUAUAAUAUACUUUAUGAAUAAUGUUAUUUGUAUUCUCAAUUUAUAUGCUUGUGAAAAAUAAAAUCAAAUAAACUAAUAUUUAUAAGUUUUUGUAAUAGAUAUUAAAUAACCAUAAUUAAUUGGUGUUCCUUUAUAUUCAAAAAGUACCCUAUGUAAUUAUUAUAUUGAUUUUCAGGUUAUAAUUUUAGUUGUAUU
Messenger RNA from Melanaphis sacchari, 568 nucleotides. Its product is annotated as U6 snRNA-associated Sm-like protein LSm6. The coding region runs from base 136 to 378 and encodes 80 amino acids. Gene Ontology annotation, cellular component: U6 snRNP; P-body; U4/U6 x U5 tri-snRNP complex. Lineage: Eukaryota; Metazoa; Arthropoda; Insecta; Hemiptera; Aphididae. Gene Ontology annotation, molecular function: RNA binding. The record is from RefSeq and is a predicted model, not a curated record. The transcript has 2 exons. Gene Ontology annotation, biological process: mRNA splicing, via spliceosome; maturation of SSU-rRNA.